UGCGCUCCCCGCCGCUGCCGUUUCCCCGGCGUGCGAGUCCGGUAGUUUCAGCUUCUCCUCUUGUCGGCCUUGCGGUAAUUGCUGUCGUUCAGGUCCCGAGAUCCGCAGCGUCACAGGCUCGGCGACAUGUCGAUGCUGGCUGAGCGUGCCUUACGUCGCUGCCGAUCGCUGAAUGGAAGGCCCGAUUGAUGGUCGACGGAAGCAGAAGUGGGCUGUGGAUCCAAGAAACACUGCGUGGAGUAAUGAUGACUCCAAGUUUGGCCAGAGGAUGCUAGAGAAGAUGGGGUGGUCUAAAGGAAAGGGUUUAGGGGCUCAGGAGCAAGGAGCCACUGAUCAUAUUAAAGUUCAAGUCAAAAAUAACCACCUGGGACUAGGAGCUACUAUCAAUAACGAAGAUAACUGGAUUGCUCAUCAAGAUGAUUUUAACCAGCUUCUGGCCCAGCUGAACACUUGCCAUGGGCAGGAAACAGCAGACUCCCCAGACAACAAGGAAAAGAAGUCUUUCAGUCUUGAAGAGAAGUCCAAAAUCUCCAAAAACCGUGUUCACUAUAUGAAAUUCACAAAAGGGAAGGAUCUCUCAUCUCGGAGUCAAACAGAUCUUGACUGCAUUUUUGGAAAAAGACAGAAGAGGACCCCUGAGAUCCCAUCACAGGUGGACUUCCACAAGCCAGGCAGAUGUGCCGGGAAUGACCUGGAACGCAGAGUAAGGCCCACCCCAGCCCGUCUGCCACGGAGGAGACUGACACCUCCACCACGACCACCAGUGCCUUCACCAUCCACGAGUACUUUGCCAGGCGCAUGGCGGAGCGGAAGAGCAAAGCUCAAGGCAUGGCUGCAGGGCCGGAGGCUUCAGAGACCCCAGUGGAAAGGAAAAGGGGGAAGAAAAGAAAGAAAGAGGCAAAAGAUAAAAAUGUGGAAAACGACAUCCAACCUAAGGCCAAGAAGAAGAGAAACCAAGUGGAAUGUGAGCUGGGGGACCCUUGCUGGGAUGAGAAUCCUGGAGCUCCUGCUGAGGCUGGAGAGGGUCACGUGGGUCCACUCGACGACCAGGACUCCCCGCCAAAGCCCAAAAAAAGGAAAGAAAAGGAAAAGGGACCAAAGCAAGUUGAGGCAGCAGUGGAUAGUAAGCUAGAUAAAACACCAGUGAAAAAGAAGAAAAAGAAGAAAGGUUCCAAAUAAGUUCUCUGGAGCAGCGCCUCCCAGCUCCUCUGCUGUCAGGGCGCUGCCGGGACAGACUCCCCUGGCUGGGCGUCAGGCGGGUUCACCCAGGGAGCCGUGUGCGCACCGCCUCCAACAUGCCUGGCCCCUGUCGCAUCUCGCCCACACUGCGUUUUCCCAAAUCCUAUUCCCAGAACUUUUCAAUGUUCCAAAUCAUGGCUGUCACACACAAAUAAACUCCUUACUGGACUCUGA
This is a messenger RNA of Bubalus bubalis (water buffalo), 1413 nucleotides long. It is a transcript of the gene PINX1, whose product is annotated as PIN2 (TERF1) interacting telomerase inhibitor 1. Gene Ontology annotation, molecular function: nucleic acid binding; telomerase inhibitor activity. NCBI's taxonomy places the organism in Eukaryota, Metazoa, Chordata, Mammalia, Artiodactyla, Bovidae. Gene Ontology annotation, cellular component: nucleolus. The coding region runs from base 173 to 1132 and encodes 319 amino acids. The transcript is spliced from 9 exons. The record is from RefSeq and is a predicted model, not a curated record. Gene Ontology annotation, biological process: regulation of ribosome biogenesis.